AUAACUGAGAUAAUCAAAGAGGUUUGUCACAACCGAUUUCUAUAUCAAAUUAUCUUAAUUAUCAAUCAAACAAGCCGGAUCUUUUAAACGUUUAAAAUUUGCAAACGUCCGCACAUUUUACACCAGUCUCUCUCUCCCAUUGGACUGUCAUCAUGGUGUGUUCAACUUUGAUUUCAUUGGUUGUCUGUUUCGGAGUAAGCCUCGCUUUGAACUCAUGGGAGCUUCCGCAAGCGUUUGUGAAUUCCGAGUUAGACCAGAAUUGGAUGUGGUUCAAGAAAGCUUACAAUAAGAGUUUUACUAACGAAAAUGAGGAAAUUACGAGGCGUCUUUACUGGGAGGACAACAUGAAGUUUAUCCGGCAACAUAAUGAGAAAUAUUACCGAGGAGAAGUUACAUAUAGUGUUGGCGAAAACGAUUUUGCAGACAUGGCUGACGAUGAAUUCGAAAAAACUUAUCUACGGGGUCUUAUCGUACCGGAAGGAGAAGAAAAUGAUUACCCAGAAGGCCUUACUGAACCGGAUGUACAACUUCCUAGAGAACUUGAUUGGAGGGUACAAGGACUUGUAUCGUCUGUUAAAAAUCAAGGAAAGUGUGGCUCGUGUUGGGCAUUUUCUGCUCUAGGUGCAUUAGAGGGACAAGUCAUUAAAAACCAUGGCGGUUCCGAAAUUCCCGAUUUGUCAGAGCAGAAUCUUGUUGACUGUGCUAAGGGAGAAAAAUACCAUAAUUUAGGAUGCAAAGGCGGAUGGAUGCACAAUGCAUAUCAGUAUAUCAAAGACAAUGGAGGUAUUGACAGCGAAUUUUGCUACCCAUACCGAGCAAUA
Ruditapes philippinarum (Manila clam) is the source of this 821-nucleotide messenger RNA. Its product is annotated as procathepsin L-like. The record is from RefSeq and is a predicted model, not a curated record. Gene Ontology annotation, molecular function: cysteine-type endopeptidase activity. Gene Ontology annotation, cellular component: lysosome. Lineage: Eukaryota; Metazoa; Mollusca; Bivalvia; Venerida; Veneridae.